AUGGUUCUUGUAGAGAAUUGGAUGCCUCCCUCAAGGGAAAACUGGGAGUUAAUCGUGUGGGGAUUUCAAUGGUUUCCAUUGGUAACAAUCAUUCAAUGGGUCCAACCAUGGUACGGUGCAGGCAAGACCUCAUCAAAUAGUCGAUUCAAUCUUCCAGGAAAAUUGGCUUGGAUUACGAUGGAAUUGCCUGGGCUGAUGACCAUGCUGUACAUUAUGUAUACGUUGCCCAAAGAGGUGGAGUUGAAUGACUUGCCAUGGGAGAACAAACUGAUGGCGGGGCUCUAUACCAUACAUUACAUCAAUCGUGCUAUCAUUGGCCCUCUUAUCUCUCCUUCUAUGUCCCCCAUACAUUUUAUAGUUUGGCUUUCGGCGAUUGCCUUUCAAGUCAUAAAUGCUACAUCACUGGGAUGUUAUUUUGCUGGUUAUGGACCUCUUACCAGAGCUGAUUGGAAACCUAUAUCAGGAAAUCCAUAUGUAAAUGGAGCACGGAUCGAGUUAGGCAUGAUGAUUUUCUUUCUCGGUCUCGUAAGCAACAUAUUUCAUGACGAUGAGCUACGUGAAAUCAGGCGCGCGGCACUUCGAAAACAAGCAGCACAGCAUGAUCCUUCAACCGGAAAAAACAGAGGCAAUACAAAGGUAGACAAAGUGUACAUGCUUCCCCAGAACGGUCUCUUCAACUACAUUCUAUAUCCUCAUUAUUUCUGUGAGUGGAUCGAAUGGGCUGGUUUCUUCAUAAUGGCUGGAAGUGGUUGCGUGCCUGCAAGAAAUUUUCUUAUAAAUGAGAUAACUACGAUGUUACCAAGAGCUUUACAAGGAAAGGCUUGGUAUGUUAAGAGGUUUGGUCAAGAGAAGGUUGGGGCAAGAAAGGCUAUAAUACCGGGGAUUUUGUGA
Molecule: messenger RNA, 891 nt
Organism: Botrytis porri
Lineage: Eukaryota; Fungi; Ascomycota; Leotiomycetes; Helotiales; Sclerotiniaceae
Exons: 4
Coding region: 1-891 (296 amino acids)
Biological process (GO): steroid metabolic process
Cellular component (GO): membrane
Molecular function (GO): 3-oxo-5-alpha-steroid 4-dehydrogenase activity
Source: RefSeq, a predicted model, not a curated record